Molecule: messenger RNA, 838 nt
Organism: Pseudopodoces humilis (Tibetan ground-tit)
Lineage: Eukaryota; Metazoa; Chordata; Aves; Passeriformes; Paridae
Source: RefSeq, a predicted model, not a curated record
CACAGCUCAAGGUGCUCUCCUCUUGUUUUUUCCCCCAAACCAGGAUUUUUCAUUCCUAAGCCGUGGCUGGAUGGAGGAGGAGGAAAAUCCCUGGAGAUGCCGCACGAGGAGGGUCUGCAAACCCAGUCCAGGGAGCUGUGGGGAGGAAAGAUCCCCCCUAUGCCAGGAAAAUGGCCAGAGAACCCGCCAGAGCUCAGAGCUGGGGGAGAAGCCUCAUGGUGGGGAGAAGCCCUGCAAGUGCUUGGAAUGUGGGAAGAGCUUCAGCUACAUCUCCAGCCUGAGGGAACACCAGAGGAUCCACACGGGGGAAAAGCCUUAUGAGUGUGGCAAAUGUGGGAAGUGCUUCAACCAGAGCUCCAACCUGAGGGCACACCAGAGGAGCCACAGUGGGGAACGGCCCUACACCUGCCUGGAAUGUGGAAAGAACUUUGGGUGGAGCUCUGACCUGAGAAAUCACCAGCUUAUCCACACUGGGGAGAGGCCCUACGAGUGUCCUGAGUGUGGGAAGAGGUUUCAGCGCAGCUCCACUCUCAUCAGACAUGAGCGGAUUCACACAGACGAGAGGCCCUUCCGCUGCCCCGACUGUGGGAAGAGCUUCAACCGCAAUGGCACCCUCACCAUCCACCGGCGCAUCCACACUGGGGAGAGGCCCUACGAGUGUCCCCAGUGUGGGAAGAGCUCACGGAGCUCUAACUUGACCCAACACCAACGGGGGCACCAGUAAGGGAAGCCCUGCGAGUGCCCCAAGUGCGGGAAGAGCUUCGUGCGCUGCUCCAGCUCCAUCCCCCAUGGGAGGAUCGGCGUUGGAUGAUCCCCAGUGACCUCCGUUGGGCAGAGC